AUGUCCUCACCCCAUUAUCGGUUACGCUCUGGUCGUUUGCACGGAGGACCUUCUCUGUCCAUCCACGAGCGACCUGGUUCGCUCAGAAGUGAAGGUUACCCCAAUCGACGGUCAAUCUUGAACCCUGUUUCUACCGAUCCCAGUUGGUACUUGUCAGAUUCCGAAUGGGAUACUACAGGAGACGAUCAGUUGCCCGAAUUCGAAUCCCAUUACCCGAUCUCACACUUAUCGAACGACCACCGUUUACCACUCUACGAUCGAGAAUCACAUGAUCACUACGAUCGCGGAACGUUGCGUCGAAAAGUUCAUAAGCAUUGGGCCAAUGCGGACUACUUCAACCCGUCUGUUUCCUCUCGACAGGAUUCAUUCGAUGGUUCUUCUCCAGAGACUGGUUUACAUCUACGCUCCUAUCCACGAAUGAUGGUGAUGCGUGAUGAAUUGGUUGAUCCCAGCGUGUUUUCGGACUCAUCUGCGGGUGGUGGCUGGGAUCGCCCAGACAGACCGCAUCGUUCUGGACACUCCCCACCGGGAAUAGCGAAACCUCUGCGUGAGUAA
Messenger RNA from Echinostoma caproni, 555 nucleotides. The record is from the annotation of a GenBank genome assembly. Lineage: Eukaryota; Metazoa; Platyhelminthes; Trematoda; Plagiorchiida; Echinostomatidae.